UUGCUGGAGUGGGGAAGUGGACAGGCCUCCUCGCUGGAGAGGCAGAGUCCUCGAGUGACCUCCUGCCUUGCACAUAGCCUGUGCCCUCGGGAGCCCAGCUUGCAGACCACGGCAGUGGUAUCCAUGGGCUCUGCAGACCAUCAGUUUAAUCUUGCCGAGCUCCUGUCACAGAACUAUAGCCUCCGAGAGGGCUGUGCCGAGGCCCCACGGUGCCCUGACAAGCCGGAGGAGGAGCUGGACAAGGACUUCAUUGCCCAGAGCAGUGACAUGCCCCUGGAUGAGCUGCUUGCACUGUAUGGGUACGAGUCAUCAGACCCCAUCUCUGAGCAGGAGAGCGAGGGUGGAGACACAGCCCCAACUCUGCCGGACAUGACCUUGGACAAGGAGCAGAUUGCCAAGGACUUGCUUUCUGGGGAAGAGGAGGAAGAGACGCAGUCCUCAGCUGAUGACCUCACUCCAUCUGUCACCUCCCAUGAGGCCUCGGACCUCUUUCAUAAUCAGAGUGGGUCUCGGUUCUUGGCUGGUGAUAACGUCCCAGGCUCGUCAGCCUCCUCCGACACUGAGGAGGACGCGCUUCCUGCCAACAAGUGCAAGAAGGAGAUCAUGGUGGGGCCCCAGUUCCAAGCUGACCUCAAUAUCCUGCACUUGAACCGGCAUUGUGACAAGAUUUAUGAAAAUGAAGACCAGCUGCUGUGGAGCCCCAGCGUGCUCCCAGAGCGGGAGGUGGAGGAGUUCUUGUACAGGGCAGUGAAGCGGAGGUGGCAGGAGAUGGCCGGCCCCCAGAUUCCAGAGGGCGAGGUGGUUAAAGACAGUGAACAGGCGCUGUACGAGCUGGUGAAGUGUAAUUUCAACGUGGAGGAGGCCCUGCGCAGGCUGAGGUUCAAUGUAAAGGUGAUCCGAGACGGACUCUGCGCCUGGAGCGAGGAGGAGUGCAGGAACUUUGAACAUGGCUUCCGUGUUCAUGGGAAGAACUUCCACCUGAUCCAGGCUAACAAGGUGCGCACACGGUCGGUGGGCGAGUGUGUGGAGUAUUACUACCUGUGGAAGAAAUCUGAGCGGUACGACUACUUUGCCCAGCAGACGCGGCUGGGCCGGAGGAAGUUCGUCUCCUCUGGAACCACGGAUGCUGAGCAGGACCUGGAUGGCCUUGACUCUGAUGGUCCUGCCCGGUUGCGCCCUGAGCAGGAGUCUGAAGCAGGGGUGCCCAUGGAGCAGCCUAGUGUGGAUGUUGCAGCUGGUGGACUUGAUCAGCCUGGAGCAGGCUCGGAUCAUCUCCUGUCCUCGGAGCCAGGACCACAUCCCUUCGAGCAGCUGAAUGAGCCCCCUGCUGUGGCCUCACUACAGCAGCCCAGCAGCCUGGCCUCCCCGGCUGACCUCUCACCUGUGGUUGCUGCUGCUCCCCCCCCUGCCGCCACUCCUGCUCCAGAGCCGGGCACCAGCCCCAGGCUGGCUGUGGACCUUGCCCUACCUGAGGAGCUGCCUCUUGUGUCCAGCCCUGUGGAUCUGAGCGAGGACACUGCAGAGCCCAUGGCCCCGGCACAGGUGGCCUUGUCGGUCACUGAAUUUGGACUCAUUGGCAUUGGGGAUGUGAAUCCCUUCCUGACUGGCCACCCCACAUGCCCAGCCUCCACAUUGCGUUCAGAGCCUUUGUCACAGUGCAACGUGAUGACCUGUUGACCCCCGGUCAUCUGUGGGCGUGAGUGCUCAGAAUGGACACGGCAGCACUGCCAGGCCUGCCUGUCAGUCUUCCUGACCUCUCCCACGCAGGCCUGUGUGGUGCCUCCUCUGCUUCAGAUCAUGAUGGGACUCAGUGAAGUGGCCAGGGCCACACAGACCCCAGACCUCAGCAUCCAGCACCGCCACAGCCCCAGGCUGCUUCUGUGCCGCCGAGCCAACCUGGCAGCUGGGCUUGGAGAGGGCCCAUCCCAACAUGGAGCCAGCCAUUGUCCCUCAGCCAGCAGAGGCUGGGCAGGCAGUGCUGCCUGGGACUUUGGGCAGGACUCAUCCCGCACCAGCAGCCUCUGCCCGGGCACCCUCCACAGGCCAGCUCUUUCCCCACCGCAGCGGGCUUGUGGCCCCCAGCCUCUGCUUUGCGUGGGACCUUGGGGCACAGAGCCAUAUACCUCGCCCUGUGGCCACCCUUUCUCGGCCCUCACCGUCUCCACUUCAGGAAAAGCCGCACUUUAUACCCCAACUGCCUCCUGCCCGCACCCCCACCCUGCACCGAGGUGGGGCUUCAGCAGCCUGGUGGGUGAGGAGCAGGUGGUCCAUUCCCUUCCUGCCCCUCCCCUUGGGGCAUCUUGGGGUACAGCUCUGGAAGCACCACCCUGCCACGCCCCUGUUCUGAGGGUCUCAUUUCUUUGGAGGCUCCUAGCAGGAUGGCUGGGUCCGUCUUGUCCUUGGCCUCCCUCGUUUUAUUUAUGUUGGUGUUUACAAUUCGGAGUGGGGUCUCUGGGCAGGCAGCUCCGCCCGGUGUUGGCAGAGUGGUGCUGUGUGAGCCUCUGUGGCUGGACUCGACUGUCCCUCGCCCCACCGAGGACACUGUGAUGCGAGACUGCCUUUGCCCAAUGCUAUUUUAUUUAUUAAAUUGAUUUGAAGCCC
Messenger RNA from Cricetulus griseus (Chinese hamster), 2601 nucleotides. NCBI's taxonomy places the organism in Eukaryota, Metazoa, Chordata, Mammalia, Rodentia, Cricetidae. The record is from RefSeq and is a predicted model, not a curated record.